AUGGUCGCCCUCGCCACCGCCUUGCGCAGCCCAGCGACGGCAGCCAGACCGACCAACCCUUCCAAGAUGAUCCCGGUGUCUUCCCCAGUAUCCAUCUUGAAGACACCUAAAAAAGAUAGUACCACCCCUAGGCUGAAACACAGAAUGGAAGAGAUGGAUCUCUCGCUAUCAUCGUCGUCCGUUUCUUCUGAACCGGACUCGACCCCGAGUCCCCGGAAACGGGCCCGAGUGCAGUUUGAGAAGGAAGUGCAGACGCGUGAGGUUUCUUGCGAAUUAAUGGAGGCAGGAAGUGCUGGAACGCAGGAGAAGAGUGCGGCCGUGGUGCGGGAAGAGGUGCGCAGGGCCAUUCAACGUCAUGUCUCUGGGAGUGGUAGCGAGGCGUAUGACCGGAUCAAGGAACUCUUCUCUGCGGAUCCGCGACGCCGAGACGAGGAUGGCGAGUUUUCCUUGGAUGUACCUACACAUACGACGCUAAGACAUCACCUCCUGGGACUGAUGUCAAAUGUGUCAUCUUUGGACCGCAGCUGCAAUGGGCUAGUGAAUGCGGUAUUGAAAAGCGAGUGGCUCGGGCGCGAUGAAUCGUACGUCAAGCUGUAUAUUCGCUUCUUAGGUAAUCUUGCGGCGGCCCAGGGUGGUAAUCUGGGACCGGUGCUCAAGAUGCUCGUCAAUUACAUGGGCGAGCUGCCCAGUGGCAUCGGCAAACUGCCUGGCUACCCCCCCAUACAUGGACUGGAGAUAUACACGCGAAUACAUAUGGCUCUGCGACAUGUGAUCGGGCUAAUUCCUUCUGGUAGCGGAACGUUAUCACCGAUCCUCUCUGUCCAAUUCCCCUCUGACUCAGACUCGGCCAAGGCGAAUAUCGCAUACACGCGGAACCUGAUCCGAGUGAUCGGGUACGCUCCGGAGCUGCAAGCCGAUAUCCUCGCUCUCAUUACCGAGAAGCUUGUCAAGAUCGAUGUUCAGAUCCAGGUCGACCUGGAGGAUAUCGAGGACGAAGACGAGGAAGGGGUUCUGCAGGAAGUCUCCCCCGAGGCUACCAUGUUCGCGGACGAGGAAGAUGACGAUGACAAUGCGUCAGUCAUGAGCGACGAGUCGCUUGACGGUGAGUCGCAACGGAUCAAGACGAUCAAGGACAACAUCCUGAAGUUGGACGGCAUGAUCGAUUCCCUCUUUGAGUACUAUGCACCUCCAUUCACGACGGGCACGAUCGACGACAAGGAGAACGCGCUGGAUCUUUUACUCAGUCAUUUCCAGACCAUUAUCCUCCCCACCUACCGGUCGCGACACACGCAGUUCCUUCUCUUCCAUUUCUCCCAGACGUCUCCGAUCCUGGUGGACCGGUUUGCCGCUACGUGCGUCCAACUUAUCUUCAACAAGAUGCAGCCAGCGGUCACGCGACAGUCUGCCGCGGCCUACCUGGCGAGCUUUGUUGCGCGGGGCGCUCAUGUCUCGGGGGAAGUCGUGCGGGAUGUGUUCGAUCUGCUGGGUACGCAUCUGAACAACCUCCGGGUCGACUACGAGGCGACGUGCCGCGGCCCAGAUCUGCGUCGGUACGGACCGUUCUACUCGACGGCGCAGGCGUUGCUGUACAUCUUCUGCUUCCGCUGGCGGGACCUGACGGCGGCGGCGGUGGAGGGUGACAACCCCGACCAGGUGGAUGAACUCGAACCGGAAGACAUCACCUUCCCGCCCAUGGUCAAGGAGGUGCUGCACCAGGCGAUCCUCUCCAAACUCAACCCGCUUAAGGUGUGCUCGCCGGCGAUCGUGUCGGAGUUUGCACGCAUGUCACAGCACCUGAACUUCAUGUACGUGUUCAGCAUCCUCGAGACCAACAAGCGGGUGCGUAUGUCGUCGUACCGCAGCCUCUCGGCGUUGGCCGACCCUCGCUUCAGCCAAGUCGAACGGGAGACGCGAGCGGGGGAGGAUCUCGGGUACCAGCUGGACGCAUACUUCCCGUUUGAUCCGUACCAGCUGCCUCGUAGCCGUCGCUGGCUGGAGGGCGACUACGUCAUAUGGCGGGGGAUUCCCGGACUGGACGACCACGAAGACUCAAACAGUGAGGCGGAUGAGACCGGUUCAGAGGACGGGUUGAGCGAUGGGACUGAAACGGAUGAGGAAUGA
Messenger RNA from Aspergillus tanneri, 2121 nucleotides. RefSeq names its product rDNA-binding RNA polymerase I transcriptional factor. The record is from RefSeq and is a predicted model, not a curated record. The coding region runs from base 1 to 2121 and encodes 706 amino acids. Gene Ontology annotation, biological process: transcription initiation at RNA polymerase I promoter. NCBI's taxonomy places the organism in Eukaryota, Fungi, Ascomycota, Eurotiomycetes, Eurotiales, Aspergillaceae. Gene Ontology annotation, cellular component: nucleus. Gene Ontology annotation, molecular function: RNA polymerase I general transcription initiation factor activity; RNA polymerase I core binding. The transcript has a single exon.